AUGACGACAGCUACACCACUGGGAAAUAAUACCCUGUCUCCAACAAAUGUGACCACAAAGUCUCAAGAAGAAAUUCUUUAUCAGAGUUCUGGAGCAAUCGUAGCUGCCAUCGUAGUUGGAGUGAUUAUUAUAUUCACAGUGGUUCUGCUCAUGUUGAAAAUGUAUAACAGACACAUGAGGGCAAAACGAGAGCUGGAACCCACAAGCACCAAAGCCAAGACCCCACCUACUUUCGGUCAGAACAGUACCAAUGCUAAUCAACCCACAACAGUAACUAUCAUACCAGUGGACAUCCAUAUGCAGAACAGAUGA
Emys orbicularis (European pond turtle) is the source of this 312-nucleotide messenger RNA. It is a transcript of the gene NCMAP, whose product is annotated as non-compact myelin associated protein. Gene Ontology annotation, cellular component: paranode region of axon; Schmidt-Lanterman incisure; plasma membrane. Gene Ontology annotation, molecular function: structural constituent of myelin sheath. The transcript is spliced from 3 exons. The record is from RefSeq and is a predicted model, not a curated record. Gene Ontology annotation, biological process: peripheral nervous system myelin formation; regulation of myelination. The coding region runs from base 1 to 312 and encodes 103 amino acids. NCBI's taxonomy places the organism in Eukaryota, Metazoa, Chordata, Testudines, Emydidae.